AUGAGUCAACGCCGCGUGGAGGUGGCGGUGCGCGUUCGACCCGACACGGAAUCGCGCCAUAACUCGUGUGUUUCCCUCAACCAUGCGACCCGUCGCAUAACCGCGCAGGACGACAUCGGCGCCAACGUGCUGGCUGGGCGCCGUUCCUACAAGGAGGACUUUCUCUUCGAUGAGCAUGUGAGCAACCGAGCUGUGUUCGAGGAGCUGGUGCUGCAAAAGAUGCGCGCAGCCACCCCAGAACACCCCGACACGCUGUGCUUCCUUGCCUACGGCCACACGAGCAGCGGUAAGACCUAUACCAUAGCGGGCAGUGAGCAGGAGCCUGGCAUUCUUGCGCUCUGCGUCGAGGAGCUGCUGCGGGGCGAGGGUGUGGUCGAGGUGGCGAUGCUGGAGGUGUAUCUGGAGUCCGUGAACGACCUUCUCGCGCACGGAGAGCCACGGCACAUCCGCCGACGACAAGGCAUGCGGGGCCCGGUGAUUGUAGUGGAGGGACUGACGACGUGCUCCCUCACAUCUGUGGAACAAUGGAAUGCCGUAGCCGCGUACGGCAUGAGUUCACGCCGCACCGCGCCGACGGAGCGCAACUCCCGCAGCAGUCGUAGCCACGCCAUCUUUACCAUCAAAAGCCGUGGAGUGCGUCUCUGCUUUGUUGACCUGGCAGGGAGUGAGCGGCAGACCGUCUUCUCCCCUCAGCUCAACAAGGAGAGCAUCAGCAUCAACAAAUCACUCUCCCGCCUGAGCACCGUGCUGGAGGCGCUGAGCAACCAAAGAGUAGCCCAGGACGGAACUCGCUCCUAUGUCAACUUCCGAGACACCACCUUGACAGUGCUCCUGCAGCGCUACCUGACCGGGGCGUCCAUGACCACCUUUCUCGCAUGCGUGCAUCCGAGCGCAGACUACUACCAGGAAACACUCAGCACUCUUCGCUACACUCAGCGGCUGAAGCGCAUCCGCACCUGCAUCACCAAGACCGACGAAGGCGAGUGGAGUGGAUUGAAGGUCAGUGAGCACCAGGUGCUGCUCGAUGAGCUGACUCGCCUACGUGAGCAGAUGAAGGUGAGCGAGAACGCUACCAAGCUCGUUGAGGCAACCCAUCGGCGCCGCAUCGCAGAGCUGGAACACACGCUCGCAAAGCAGGGGGGAUUACAUGACGGUGCAGCUGGUGCUUCAGCGCCGCUGUCGCCCGCUCCCAGAGAGAUGAACGCCAGACGCGUGAGGGACACACGGCGGGUAGCGGGCUGGCUGCUCAGCCGCGUCUUGGGCGAUCUGCCAGAGCUAAACGUAGGCUACGACGCUUACUUUGACGCCUAUUUUCCCCCGUCCGUCCAGGUGAUCGGGUACGUGUCAGCCAUGGCGAGCCUCGUGCCGCGCACCGCCAGCGACGACCCACUUGCAUUUCUUGACGUCGGCGACUUGGCCAUGGGCCUCUCCAUGCUAGACGCUGGCGUCCCCCCAUUCGUUCGACUCCACAAGUCUGUCUGCAGUGACCUGAGUAACUGGGCGGGGUGCGAGUGGGAUGGUACCCAGAGCGUCGUUUACGUGCUCACCUUCUUCGAGUACCACCCUACGGCCAUGUCCUCCGCCGCCGAGGAUGCCGCUGGUAUGGAGGAGGCUCUGCCGUGCUGUGGUGGCUAUGUGACGUCCGCGCCGCUGCUGCCAAUAGCGACGGUGCUUUGCGUGGCAGCGAGCACCACUCGACGCGUCAAAGAGGAGGUGCUGCAGCGCCUCGUCGACUUGCAGUGUGAGCAGCACGAGGCAGUCGCGGAGCAGGCCAAGGCCGGGGCACGGACGCCUUCGCUGUCGUCGUCGAUGCUGUCGUCUCGUCAAGAUGGCUUUCCUUCAGACGCAGCGCUUCUCGACGCUUCUGAGAUGCGAAACAUAAGUGAGGCAGAAAGUGACGACACCGCCUCGGCCUCCACUGACAGCACUAGUGGUGGUGCGUUCCUCGCGCAGGAGGUGCGCCGUCAAGCGGCGGACACGUCCCACAUUGUGACACCAUUUCAAGAGGAGGAGGAGUGCAGCGCCAGCGGCGGCCGCAGCUGUGACUCGCGCGAAGAGGCGCGCGCAGAGGUGCGGUCAGCCAAGGUGCAUCGCCACCUCCCCGGCGAGCUCACCUCCCCUUCAAGGUCGUCUGUGCCGCCGCCACGAGCGCGCAAAGCGGAAGAGCCGGCACAGGUGAGGGGUGGCACUGCGGCGGCUGUGGCGUCCUCGCAGCUGAUGCCGGCAACAUGUAAGUCACUUUCCCCCUGGCGAACUUCCGGCACCUCGUUGGCGCCGUUGCCGCCUGCAGACGCGCUUCCACCGGGGCACACCAGUAAGCGGCGUCACAGGGCCACUGGUGAAGGCAAGACCGUGCAUAUGCAGUCGUGCCAAGGGUGCAGAUCGAUGUAA
Leishmania mexicana MHOM/GT/2001/U1103 is the source of this 2391-nucleotide messenger RNA. Its product is annotated as putative kinesin. Bases 1 to 2391 code for a protein of 796 amino acids. NCBI's taxonomy places the organism in Eukaryota, Euglenozoa, Kinetoplastea, Trypanosomatida, Trypanosomatidae. Gene Ontology annotation, cellular component: microtubule; kinesin complex. The record is from RefSeq and is a predicted model, not a curated record. Gene Ontology annotation, biological process: microtubule-based movement. The transcript has a single exon. Gene Ontology annotation, molecular function: ATP binding; microtubule binding; microtubule motor activity.